Messenger RNA from Tarenaya hassleriana, 1631 nucleotides. RefSeq names its product ATP sulfurylase 4, chloroplastic. The coding region runs from base 64 to 1473 and encodes 469 amino acids. The transcript has 5 exons. Lineage: Eukaryota; Viridiplantae; Streptophyta; Magnoliopsida; Brassicales; Cleomaceae. Gene Ontology annotation, molecular function: adenylylsulfate kinase activity; sulfate adenylyltransferase (ATP) activity. Gene Ontology annotation, biological process: sulfate assimilation. The record is from RefSeq and is a predicted model, not a curated record.
CCAUUAUUAAGUUAUAUAAGAGCCAAAGCAACCAUCUGUGUUUUAACACUUUCCCGGCCUUCAAUGGCUUCCUCGGCGAUCGUCUUCUCCGAUUCUCCGUUUCGUUCUCUGUUCCUCAGCAACCAGUUUGUCUCCCGCCAUGCCCAUGGCUUACCUUCCGUCUCCUUCGUCCCCUCUCACCGCCUCCGCCGCGGCCGUCGUCUCGCGGUUCGAUCGGGGCUCAUCGAGCCUGAUGGCGGGAAGCUCGUGGACCUCGUCGUGGAGGAGUCACGGCGGCGGGUGAAGCGACGCGAGGCGGAGACGCUGCCGACCAGGAUCCGUCUGAGCCGGAUCGAUCUGCAGUGGGUCCACGUGCUGAGCGAGGGCUGGGCAAGCCCUCUCCGUGGGUUCAUGAGAGAAUCUGAGUUCCUCCAAACACUUCAUUUCAACUCGCUCCGGCUCGACGACGGCUCCGUUGUCAACAUGUCGGUGCCGAUCGUCCUCGCGAUCGACGACGAGCAGAAGACCCGGAUCGGUGUCUCGGACCGAGUCACACUCGUUGACCCGGCUGGUAACCCGGUCGCCAUUCUCAGCGAUAUCGAGAUUUACAAGCACCCGAAAGAAGAACGAAUGGCCAGGACAUGGGGAACCACUGCGCAGGGGCUUCCGUACGCGGAAGAGGCUAUAACCAAAGCCGGAAACUGGCUGAUCGGAGGAGAUUUAGAAGUGCUUGAACCGAUCAAAUACAAUGACGGUCUCGAUCGGUUCAGGCUGUCCCCGACACAGCUCCGAGAAGAGUUUAAUAGGCGUGAUGCUGAUGCAGUGUUUGCGUUUCAGCUGAGGAAUCCGGUCCACAAUGGCCACGCCCUUCUCAUGACUGACACUCGCCGGAGACUCCUGGAAAUGGGUUAUAAGAACCCUGUCUUGUUGCUCCAUCCACUGGGAGGAUUCACUAAGGCCGACGAUGUUCCCCUCAGCUGGCGAAUGAAGCAGCAUGAGAAGGUACUGGAAGACGGAGUUCUUGAUCCGGACACGACAAUUGUCUCCAUCUUCCCAUCACCGAUGCACUACGCAGGUCCGACUGAAGUGCAGUGGCAUGCCAAGGCCAGGAUCAAUGCCGGAGCCAAUUUCUACAUAGUUGGCCGAGAUCCAGCCGGUAUGGGCCACCCAAUCGAGAAGAGGGAUCUCUACAACGCCGACCAUGGCAAGAAAGUACUCAGCAUGGCUCCCGGUCUCCAGCGCCUCAACAUCCUUCCCUUUAAGGUCGCAGCUUACGAUACAACUCAGGGGAAGAUGGCCUUUUUCGAUCCAUCGAGGCCACAGGAUUUCCUCUUCAUAUCAGGCACCAAGAUGCGUGGCUUGGCGAGGAAGAAAGAGAACCCACCAGACGGAUUCAUGUGCCCGUCUGGUUGGAAGGUGCUGGUCGACUAUUACGACAGCGUCAGCUCCGAGUCCGGCAGCGGUAAGGUUCCGGAACCUGCAGUUUCUUCCUAGACACGAUAUUAUCACGGUCGGGCCACAGCCCCAAAAAACGAAACCCAUGUACUUUGACUUAUGCUUUGUGUGCAAAAAAAACAAAGGUUUGUAAUAAAACGGCUUCUUAUGUCCGAGAGGCCAUAAUGUAUAAUAAUAGUGUGUGUAUUUGUAUGGAA